GACUAUUUCAAGCCACGACUACCUCAGCUCACUGCAAAAUCACGCGGUUGUAAAGGCUGAGGAUCACAAAAAGAUAUACAAGCAAAAGUUUUACAAAGAGAUCGGAUUGGAAAAAAAUGUCUGGUCAGGAAGUCAGCCUUUCCAACAAAGAGGAGGUGUUCGUUGUGAACGUAAUACCGCUUCUCAAAGACGGCAUCCUUUGCUUUAAUGAUCUUUCAGUCAUUGUAUUUACUAAUGAAGGUAACAUGAAGAACAAGCACGAUGAGCUUCGCUCUUUAAUUAUUAAAGGGAAGGAUAACUUCGUGGAAGCAGAGCAAAGCGCUUCUGGUAUUUUAGGAAGUAUAGAUAAAGAGUGUGAGGAAUUAACUCAACAGAAAGGAAAACUGCAACGACAACAGGAUGACACGAAAACUGAAUGCCAAAACCUACAAGACCAGCUUGCAAGUCAGCAAAACAUACUACUGGAGCAUCAGAGAUCGUUAGCAAAUGCAAAUACACACUUACAAGCAACGCAGGCAAAAGUUAAUGAGAUGCGUAGAAGAAUGGAGCACGAUGAAGCUGUGAGGAACGCUGGGAUCGGUCUGAUGUUCAUUCCGUUUGUUGGACCCAUAAUUGGAGCUACCUUGAUUGGGGUUUACCAGACAGAUAUGAACAACGCAAAUGAUGCUAAAAAUCAGGCUGAAAAUGAAGUUCACAACUGGGAACGUCAAGUGGCAAGUAGUUCUCUAGGUGUUUCUGACUGUCAGACAAAGAUCAACCAGAAGACACAGGAGAUUUCUCAAGUUAACACCAGUUUGGAGGUGUUACGAAGAACCUUAGAAGACGUCACACAGCAGCGCCUUGAUAUAGCUGAUGUCCAGGAGAAGUUCAGGAAUGCUGUUAGGGUUUUGACCGAUCUAGCUGGGAUAGCGAAAGUAGGCGAGGUACAGACAAGGAAGUUUAUUCUGUUUGAGCCCCUCAUGACGGUACUUCAGGAAAUCUUUAAAUGUGUUCUGCAAAUGUCAGAUAAGAAGGGUCAUCUUCAGUGUGUCGAAACAACUUUAAAACCAAUACAAAGCGCCUUUGAAGAGAAUGCGAGAAAGAUGAAAGCUUUGUGUGAGAAGGGGGAUGAUUACUGGUAGGAAAAAAAGUAAAACAAAUUCUCAUAAGGCCACUUAAAAAAAAAAUUGGUUCUCGUCCCCGCCCGACCCGCCGAAAUGCCUCCGACCCGAAUUUUUUUUUAUUUUUUAUUUCGUAAAAAUCGCAUGGAAAAUGCCCAAGAAUGACGAAAUUUGAAUUUCCCGAGCAUUCCACAUCGACGAUUGAUCCACAUUGUGUAAUCAUAGUCUUGGAAUGGUUUUAUGAACCUAAAUUUGUCUCUACGUGACAUGGGCUGGUGCAAAGAUUUAAAUCUGGGAAAGUGAUGUUUGUAGAGUUGCAUUUCCUUGUUCAACCAUUCAGGUUCCUGUAUUUUGUAAAUUCCUCGUGUUUUAACAUGUUUUAAUACACUUUCUUUCUAGAUAUAUAUUUUAAAAUCUUGGUUGUUCAUUUAGAAUGGGAAUGACAAACAUAAUAUUGGUUUCAAAUAGUAUCAUUUUUAUAUUCACGAAUGAAACAUCAGCAUAAAGUAUCCAAAUCCAUAGUUGGGAAGGCAUUUCUGAGAUACACAUGGAUCAAGGAAUUUACAUUCUUGUAUUUUCUUACAUUUAAUAUAUUUGAAACGCAACAAGCGAAGAACUGAGGAGGCGUACUAAGUAGGUCUGCUCUCUUCGGUAUGCAUUUUCAAAUAUGUACUUUCUUACAUAUUUGAAAGUCCAAACAGUCAAUCAAAAUUUGUAAAAAAAAAAAAAAAACCCACCCCCUCCAAAAAAAGGACGAGAACCAAUUUUUUUUUUAAGUGGCCUAAAUGAAAUGAAAGUCAUGAAAGUCAGAAUUUAUCUCUUACAGAAAAUGCAAUAUUACUGUAUUUGUAUGUUAGCGUGUUCAGCAAUAAAGUAUAUGUACCGUAUAUGUAACUUUCUCCUCAGCCGAAACAUUUGAUGUGAGAACAAUACACUUCAAACUGCUGUUUUUAAGUCAAUGUAAACUGAAUUUUAUUCAGCACCGUUAAUGAAAUACAAGAACUAUAAUCCUUUUGA
Molecule: messenger RNA, 2117 nt
Organism: Brienomyrus brachyistius
Lineage: Eukaryota; Metazoa; Chordata; Actinopteri; Osteoglossiformes; Mormyridae
Exons: 2
Coding region: 117-1121 (334 amino acids)
Source: RefSeq, a predicted model, not a curated record